AUGCCUGUAGUUGUAAUGGAAAACAUUAUUGGUCUUUUGGAUUUCCGAUCAGUCCUUACCCUUCGCCAAGUUUGCCGUGAUUUCUGGAAUUUUAUCGAUGAUUUGAAGGAUUCCAAAUUGCCAGACUCUAAACUCAAAGGACUGACAUUAACAGUGAGAAAAGGACGAAAAUUGGAGUUUAAAAUUGAGUAUUUUGAUGGAUCAAUCGAUAUAAUUGAAUAUAUGGAAAAUUCGAGAACGUAUAAAGAAAAAAUAACAAAUUUGGAGAAUUCCAAUUUUUUGGAUGUGGCGAUUCAAAACGAUUUGAAAUGGAUUCUAAAAUUUCAAAGAGGCAGUUCGGACCUUUUUGAAAUCGGUAUGGAUUUGCAGGCUGUGUAUUUGCGACCGGAAGAUGAGCAAUUAUAUCAGGAUGUGAUUGAACAGCUGAGCAAUUGCAUGAAUCGAAAAAUCAAAACCAAAAAACUGCAAAUCUGGGCCAACAAAAAUUCAGAAUUUCUUUCAAUUAUCCAGAUAGUUGAUCCAAAAUUCGUAGUAGAACUUAAUUUUCGUCCCAGAUUUUUCGCUUUUGAAACUGAUGAAAUUUCGAAAACUGAGCAAUGGAAAAUGGCCAAAGUUUUCGGUUUUUGA
Molecule: messenger RNA, 627 nt
Organism: Caenorhabditis briggsae
Lineage: Eukaryota; Metazoa; Nematoda; Chromadorea; Rhabditida; Rhabditidae
Exons: 2
Coding region: 1-627 (208 amino acids)
Biological process (GO): innate immune response
Molecular function (GO): protein binding
Source: RefSeq, a predicted model, not a curated record